Molecule: messenger RNA, 3326 nt
Organism: Ricinus communis (castor bean)
Lineage: Eukaryota; Viridiplantae; Streptophyta; Magnoliopsida; Malpighiales; Euphorbiaceae
Product: putative ion channel POLLUX-like 2
Exons: 26
Coding region: 194-2803 (869 amino acids)
Biological process (GO): potassium ion transport
Source: RefSeq, a predicted model, not a curated record
GUCUAAUGUAGCAACUGUGGCAUACCAGAAGAUAUUAACCAAGAUCUUAACGUGGAAUCUCCCUCCCUCAUUUGCAAAUAAAAACCAAAAGCAGGCUUUUGUGGUCCCCAAACAAUGCAGCCUCUGGAAUAGGCAACUAAGAUUCAAAAAAAGAAAAAGUAAUUUCGUCAAACACGUAGAGAGAUAGAGAGAGAUGCUUCUUGGUCAGUUACAGAGCUCUUAUCCAUGGAUUUUGCCACCUCGAGUGCCGAAACUAAAUCAUAUGAUCUCUCCAUCUUCUACAAAGCGGAGAUCAGUGCCAUGCCACAUUAAAUGGAUGAAAUCUUCGACAAUAAAUUCAUGUAGUUUCAGAGUACACUGUGGUGCAAAUUGGGAAGGCAAUUCUCGGAGGCAGGGGGAUAAGUUUAAUUGUUCUUCUUGCAAGGAUAUUUCAGAGGAUUCGAAUACCAAAUUCUUGAGAAUGAGGCAAUAUAGUAGUUUUCAGGAUUAUGAAGCUAAACUUGUGAUUGAAUCUAUUUCAUCAUAUUGCAUAUUCAGAUUUGCACAGUUAAAUUUAGUAAAUACAUUGAUAAAGAUGGUUCAAGACUCAAUUCCGUCUUUGGUUUUGACCUUUGGAGCUACAAGCUCACCUUUUGCUUGUAUUUCUAAUUCCUUGAAUAAACCAACACCACUUGGUUUGGAUGUUUCCUUCCCUUCGUUUCAAGAUCUCAAGUGGAGCUUAGCACGUUUGCUCUAUUUGUUCAACAUCCAACUUGAGAGAAAUGUGGCAACGUUCUUUGUAGUACUCCUUGUGGCUUGCUUCUCAUUUGUUGUCAUUGGCGGUUUCCUAUUUUUCAAGUUCAGGGGUAGUACACAAUCUCUGGAGGACUGCUUCUGGGAAGCUUGGGCAUGUCUGUGUUCAUCAUCUACUCAUCUGAAGCAAAGAACACGCGUUGAACGUGUUAUUGGCUUUAUUCUUGCCAUAUGGGGUAUACUGUUCUACUCUCGGCUAUUGAGUACAAUGACAGAGCAAUUCAGGAAUAACAUGCAAAGGCUCAGGGAAGGUGCACAAAUGCAAGUUCUUGAGACUGAUCAUAUCAUAAUUUGUGGAGUAAACAGUAAAUUGUCUUUCAUACUAAAGCAGCUAGAUAAGUAUCAUGAGUUUGCUGUCCGCUUAGGUAUUGCUACAGCCAGGAAGCAGAGAAUUCUUCUCAUGUCUGACCUUCCAAGGAAGCAGAUAGACAAGCUAGCUGAUAAUUUUGCCAGAGAUUUUAACCAUAUUGAUAUACUCACUAAGAGUUGCAGCCUUAGCCUGACGAAAUCAUUUGAAAGAGCUGCAGCUGAUAAAGCACGUGCUGUAAUUAUAUUGCCAACAACAAAAGGGGAUCGGUAUGAAGUUGAUACCAAUGCUUUUCUAUCCGUGCUAGCCCUUCAACCUAUUAUGAAGAUGGAUUCUGGUCCCACCAUUGUUGAGGUCUCAAACUCCAAUACAUGUGAUCUCUUAAAGUCAAUUUCAGGGGUGAAAGUUGAACCAGUGGAGAAUGUCGUAUCCAAAUUAUUUGUUCAGUGCUCUCGGCAGAAGGGGCUGAUAAAAAUCUACAGACAUUUGCUUAAUUAUCGAAAAAAUGUAUUUAAUCUUUGCAGUUUCCCUAAUCUAGCUGGAAUUAAGUAUAGGAAACUAAGACGUGGAUUUCAAGAGGUGGUUGUAUGUGGUCUUUACCGGAAUGGGAAAAUAUAUUUCCACCCAAGUGAUGAUGAAAUCUUGCAACAAACUGACAAAGUUUUGUUCAUUGGACCUGUUCAUGGGAGAAGGAGACCGGAAAUUGCAUAUUCUAGUGUUUUCAAAGAAGGAACGUCUUUUAUAAACAAUCUCAAAGUAGAAGAAGACAAUGAAGAAAUAAAUCAUGCCAUUGAAUUGCGAAAGACACGGCUUGAAAAUAUCGUGACGCGUCCCAACAAAUCGGGCUCAAAGGCAUCAGAUUCAUCUCCGGGACCAAAAGAAUGCAUACUUCUACUUGGAUGGCGUCCAGACAUUGUAGAAAUGAUUGAAGAGUAUGAUAAUUAUCUGGGACCUGGAAGCGUAUUGGAAAUUUUGUCAGAUGUGCCUUUAGAUGACAGACAAAGGGCAAGCAACAGUUAUAGUCAAAUACAACUCAAACACGUCCAAGUUUCCCACAGGAUUGGAAAUCCCAUGGAUCAUGAUACCUUAAAGGAAACAAUUAUCAAUAUUCAAAAGUCUUAUCUUAAAGGACUAAAUAUUCCAUUAUCCAUUGCUGUGAUAUCAGAUAGAGAAUGGCUUCUUGGAGAUCCAGCCAGGGCAGAUAAGCAGUCCGCAUUUUCCCUUCUCCUUGCUGAAAAUAUCUGCGAUAAACUUGGAGUUAAGGCCCAAAAUCUAGUUGCGGAGAUUGUUGACUCAAAAUUAGGCAAACAGAUUACAAGAAUCAAACCAUCCCUGACUUACAUAGCAGCGGAGGAAGUAAUGAGCCUUGUUACAGCUCAAGUGGCGGAGAACAGUGAAUUGAAUGAGGUGUGGAAAGACAUUCUGGAUGCUGAGGGCGAUGAGAUAUAUAUUAAGGAUAUUAGCCUAUACAUGAAAGAGGGGGAGACUCCUUCAUUCUUCGAACUCUCUGAAAGGGCAUUUUUGCGGCGAGAGGUAGCUAUUGGCUACGUCAAAGAUAAUAAAAAGGUUAUCAAUCCGAUUUCCAAAUCAGAAUCCCUCUCACUUGGAAUGUCAGACUAUUUAAUUGUUAUAUCUGAGCUUGAAGGGGAACAACCUAUCAUCUAUAAAGACAGGGUGUCUUUAAGCAGAAAUGUAGACAGCUGACAAUUGGAAGGCUUCUCACCAAAGGAACUACAGCUGAGUUAGAGGUUCAGUUGGUUGGAUGGCUUAAGUUUCAUAUUUUACUCUCAGCGCUUGUUGUAAUGUAAGUUAAUUGACUUACGAGCCUCACGAGCAUCACGAUCAUCACUUGGCAAUCGACAAUUGUAUGACAGCUCCAAAACAAUGGGUGUAGCUAAACUUGAUCAAGUGGAUAAUGGAUCUAGCUAAACAUGAUAAAAUGGACAGGUCGUCGGAAUGUCAUGCGCAGCAAUUCAGCAGAUUUUGUGUUUCUUGAGAGUUGAAACCCAGUCCCAAGUGUCUUCUAUUUUCACGCAUGUAUAUUGUUUGGUAGUGCAGCAAAAAUUUGUAUCCAUUAAUAAUUUACCCGCAGGAAGCACUGUAGGUAUUUGAUUUAGAGUUUUUUGUGCUGCUGAUAAUUAUUUCUAACUAUACAACUGAAUUUAUUCCUUUAGUAAAAUGUAACAAUCAUCAUUGAUCUAAUCUCAAUUAGUCAAGAAUUUUAUCA